AUGUCCUGUGGUCGCGACGAGAGGCGCCAAACUUCCUGUGGUUUUCCCAUCCUGCGGAAAGACCUCCGCCGCGCCUGUUCUUAUAUUGGGCCUGCGCUGCCCGGCCUUGCCUACCACUACUACUACUGCGAGUCUCAGCGGACGGCGAUGGCUCUGGCUGGGGUAGCCACCUGGCUGCUGGCGCUGCUCGCGGCGAACGGCACUUCGGUGUUCGACUGCUUCUGCAACCACGUCAUCAGCAGCGGCGGCGUAGCGGCACUCAGCGACAGCGAAGCGGCGAUCUGGUUCAACUACUGCUCUUUUCACAGAACGUACGGCCUGUACGUACCGUGCAGUCCCCUCACUCCUCAACCCGCCUGGUUGUCUGCCAUGGCACGCCUGGUGCCGUACGUCGAGGGCCUCGAUCCGCACUGGUCUGCCCGGAUAAGCCAGAGGCCGACAGGCGAGCAGGGCUGCCGCGGCGGCGUCCUGGCGGCGAUUCGCCAACUCUCUGGCGAAGAGGCGGAGCAAGUCGGCGAGCACCUCAUCUGCAGGAUCGCCGCAGACUGCAUCGACUCCUGCUCUCUUCAAGGGCUGAACGACACAGAGUGGGACGUGGAGUCGCUGACAACAGGUCGCCUGGCGCAUCGCACGCUCUUCCGGCUAGUGCGCGCUGUUCGGCGCAUUACAAAAGCUGUAGUCGCCAGGAGAAGAUGUGAGGAAUACCGAGUCUUGCAUCUUAACGAGGGGGUCGAGAACAAAACUGCACUGAAGGCAAAGAUAUGGACUUACCUGGGAAACUUCUCCAACUACUGGCGAGAUAAUGCAGUGCUGGUCUCACUUGGUGCAAAGUACAUCUCCAAAAUGUUCAUUCCACUAGCAUUCAAACACAUGGGUAACCACUCGAAUGAAGAGCGACUCCAUGGAUGGAUUAAGAACAUGAAACAUUUGGGAAACAUUCUCGACGCAAAAUUAAGGGGUUGGGUACAAGAUGUACAAUUUAUCAGCGAGGUGAUAGUGAACUACACGAUAGAAGAAAACAAGGACUGGCCUGGGGAUUAUAUAAUAAGGCGACCACUAUUGAAUGAUGACCUACUGGACUACCAUGAACAACACCCAUUCUUACAUGACAACAUCAGUGCAAUAUGUAAGGAUCAAGAGCCAAAAGCAUCAGAAAUGUUUGGUCUCGCUGACGCUCUGUACUCGCUCUAUGGUUCCUUCACAUUCAACAGUUUACAAAAUUUUCCUUUCCCCAAAGUUAGUACAUCAGAUGAAGAGUGGCAGCUGGAGGACAAAAGCAACGCUAUACUCAACGUAGACACUGACUGCAUGCAGUUGUUGGCGAACGCCCUGGACCACCCAACAUGUCCACUGGAAGACAUGCCUCCAGAAACCAUCAAGCAGCGCGAGCAGUGCCGUGUGCAACUGUGGGAAGACAUGCUGCAGAGGUCGCCCCACAUACCCGUGACCAGCUACCUUGCCUACACGCAGAGGGUGAACGUCAACCUCUGUCUACUGGCCUGGAUGGUGUCCAACUCGUUCAGCAUUUGUCAGGACGUCCCAUUUAGUAUCACACAGUCAGUGCGUGAUGCUCGCUGCUAUUUCGAUACUUCUGAAGACCAAUCGUGUCUGGAAUCGAGCGUUGCAGAUGCCAUAUGCUCUGUUUCCAGAGCUAUUCUAUUGAUGAAGUUUUACCACCAGUCACCUAAAAAUGCCAAGGAACCGAAAGUCCAUCCAGAGGAACUUGGGCAUUCUUGA
Schistocerca nitens (vagrant locust) is the source of this 1737-nucleotide messenger RNA. RefSeq lists its product as uncharacterized. Bases 1 to 1737 code for a protein of 578 amino acids. The record is from RefSeq and is a predicted model, not a curated record. NCBI's taxonomy places the organism in Eukaryota, Metazoa, Arthropoda, Insecta, Orthoptera, Acrididae. The transcript is spliced from 8 exons.